This is a messenger RNA of Melopsittacus undulatus (budgerigar), 432 nucleotides long. RefSeq names its product mitochondrial ribosomal protein L52 (gene MRPL52). Gene Ontology annotation, cellular component: mitochondrial large ribosomal subunit. NCBI's taxonomy places the organism in Eukaryota, Metazoa, Chordata, Aves, Psittaciformes, Psittaculidae. The record is from RefSeq and is a predicted model, not a curated record. Gene Ontology annotation, molecular function: structural constituent of ribosome. Bases 26 to 376 code for a protein of 116 amino acids. The transcript has 5 exons. Gene Ontology annotation, biological process: mitochondrial translation.
UGACAUCACUUCCGGCGUCUUCAAGAUGGCGGCGCGCAGGAUCAUGAGGCUCGCCGAGCGCCAGGCCCGCGGGCUCCGCCCCCUCCCCCCUCGGCCGCAGCGGAUUGGCGAAUGGCGAGUGACGCAGGGCUGGGCCCCCAGCACGGCCGGAUAUGGACCCUUGAGGGACCUCCCUGAUUGGUCCUUUGUGGAUGGCCGCCCGGCCCCCCUAUGGAAGGGGCAGCAACGGAGGCUGCAGGAGAACGAGGCUCUGGCACGCCGAGCAGUGAAGCUGAGCCAGGCCCUGGAUGGAGCAAUCCAAAGGGGGGGGGGCAGCAAGGAGGGGUCAGGACCCCCCCCAUUGAAGCCUAAAGGAGCCCAGCGUAAACCAGUAUAAACCAGUAUAGACCAGUAUGGACUGGAAUGGAGCAAUAAAGGAAUGGUUUGGUCCUA